AUGUCUGAAUUCGAAAAGGGUAAGGUCCAAGAACAAGAACAACCUCAAAUCAUCAAGAUCAGAAUCACUUUGACCUCCACCAAGGUUAAGCAAUUGGAAAACGUUUCUGCUAACAUUGUCAGAAAUGCUGAACAAUACAAAUUGACCAAGAAGGGUCCUGUCAGAUUACCAACCAAGGUUCUAAAGAUCUGCACCAGAAAGGCUCCAAACGGUGAAGGUUCCAAGACCUGGGACACCUACGAAAUGAGAAUCCACAAGAGAUACAUCGACUUGGAAGCUCCAAUUUCCGUGGUUAAGAAGAUCACUCAAAUCACCAUCGAACCAGGUGUCGAUGUUGAAGUUGAAGUUGCUAAGAACUAA
Zygosaccharomyces rouxii is the source of this 360-nucleotide messenger RNA. RefSeq names its product 40S ribosomal protein uS10 (gene RPS20). The record is from RefSeq and is a predicted model, not a curated record. The coding region runs from base 1 to 360 and encodes 119 amino acids. Lineage: Eukaryota; Fungi; Ascomycota; Saccharomycetes; Saccharomycetales; Saccharomycetaceae. Gene Ontology annotation, biological process: translation. Gene Ontology annotation, molecular function: structural constituent of ribosome. The transcript has a single exon. Gene Ontology annotation, cellular component: ribosome; cytosolic small ribosomal subunit.